AUGUUCCGCAACCAAUACGACACCGACGUGACGACCUGGAGCCCGGCCGGCCGCUUAUUCCAAGUCGAAUACGCAAUGGAGGCGGUGAAACAAGGCUCCGCCGCAAUCGGUCUCCGAUCCAAGUCUCACGUGGUUCUGGCCUGCGUUAACAAGUCUAAUUCCGAGCUCUCUUCUCAUCAGAAGAAGAUCUUCAAGGCCGACGAUCAUAUCGGCGUGGCUAUCGCGGGCCUCACUGCUGAUGGACGCGUGUUGUCUCGGUAUAUGAGAUCUGAAUGUAUCAAUUAUAGUUACUCUUAUGAGUCUCCUCUCCCUGUUGGUCGCCUCGUUGUUCAGCUCGCCGAUAAGGCUCAGGUAUAA
Daucus carota subsp. sativus is the source of this 357-nucleotide messenger RNA. RefSeq names its product proteasome subunit alpha type-1-B. Gene Ontology annotation, biological process: proteasomal protein catabolic process; ubiquitin-dependent protein catabolic process. The record is from RefSeq and is a predicted model, not a curated record. The transcript has a single exon. The coding region runs from base 1 to 357 and encodes 118 amino acids. Gene Ontology annotation, cellular component: proteasome core complex, alpha-subunit complex; proteasome core complex. NCBI's taxonomy places the organism in Eukaryota, Viridiplantae, Streptophyta, Magnoliopsida, Apiales, Apiaceae.